Molecule: messenger RNA, 1185 nt
Organism: Capronia coronata CBS 617.96
Lineage: Eukaryota; Fungi; Ascomycota; Eurotiomycetes; Chaetothyriales; Herpotrichiellaceae
Exons: 5
Coding region: 1-1185 (394 amino acids)
Source: RefSeq, a predicted model, not a curated record
AUGCCCUGUCAGGAUUUAAUGGACGUCCGCGUCCUCGUCGAUGGCAAACCUCUCCAGGAAUACCUUGAUCCCGACGGUCCAGCCGACACCUCGCACCAACAGACCCGAUACAUCGAAGUCAAAGCCGGCCAGAAAUUCUCGUUGGAGGUGACCCUUCUUCCAGGCUUCGAGUUUUACAAUGGACGAGGCGUCUUCGCUAAUCUUAGAGUCGAUAACGGCGAAUGGAAAGGCAGGUACGUCAAGAGCAGUCUCGCCCGAGGUUCUCGAGAGAAGCUGCUCCAUCCUCGUUGCAUUGGCUUCACACAGCAAUUAUGCAAAGACGAAGAUACCGGACUCUGGCACAUGUACGAUCGUGUCUUUGGAGCUUUUGGAACCAAUGAUGAAACCACCGUGCCUGCUCAUUUGGAAAACUGUGAUGUCGAUUCUCUUGGAACAAUCCGCGUCACCGUCUUCCGGCUCCGGUGGGAGUCCGAUCUGUCACCGAAAGACUGGAAGAUUCCUGAAACGGUCGACGAGCUGCCAGAGAAGAUGUUGAAGGGGAAACAGUUGAAGAACAUGGUCAAGUUCGAACGAGGCGCCCAAUGCGACCCGCCAGCACCGAUUGUUCACCUAGCCGUACCAGUCCGCGGUGUGCAUGGUCAAGAACACGAAUUCAUUUUCAAAUACCGCAACAGAAAGAUUCUUCAGAACAUCGGAUGCAUUCCUCGAACUCCUUCCCCUGGCCCAGAUGCAGAGUCGUCUCUCAUGCCAGGCCAAACUUCCAAUCCCGAUGCUGUUGUUACCAGAGUCUCGAGGAAGGAAAGAAGAGAGCGUAAUUUGCGCAUGAUCAAGCAGGAGGAAUCACAGCAUGAGCUCCAGAAGGAAACACUACCACCACCCCUGAGCGCGGAUCCGAUGAGUGGACUUAUCCUCCCGAACAUGAAGAGUGAGGUCGACGCAGAGCAAGAUGGCAACGAAGACAAUGUCAAGAAGGGCCAAGACAACGCCAGUACUGAUGGACUGGACCCGUCAAAGAGAGAAGAUGAAGAUGGGACGGUCUCACAGGACAGUUUCGUCUUGAUCCCGGCGAAGCGACCGCGUGAAGAAGACGAGGACGGUGAUGAUGAUGAUGAUGAUGAUGAGCUGGUUGAGGUCGCGCCGCCUCCACGCAAGCGCCUGGUCAUCGUGGACUUAACAGACGAGUAG